Messenger RNA from Pyrenophora tritici-repentis Pt-1C-BFP, 921 nucleotides. RefSeq lists its product as uncharacterized. NCBI's taxonomy places the organism in Eukaryota, Fungi, Ascomycota, Dothideomycetes, Pleosporales, Pleosporaceae. The record is from RefSeq and is a predicted model, not a curated record.
AUGGACAGCAUGCAGCCAUCAUUUGGAGAUGCGUUCGAAAGUAUGCUCCCAAAUGAGCUCAAGCAGGCAAUCUUCAAAUUGGCGGCGGCCGACAACAGCGACGAAAUAAACAUCAGUCUCUCGGAAGAUGACGAAGCAUCUCUUCAAGCACCAGCUAUUGACUUCCUGCUGAAGUUGAAGCAAGAGUACCCAGCCACCAUAUACUCUCACGCACUAAGCUUCCUCACGGGUCCUACCAUGCGAUGGGUUCUGAAAAGCGAGUGGGAGCCACACCGCCGUGUUCUUGCUGCUUUCCGGGCCAAGGUUCCUCUGGAUAUUCGACAGAGUAUCAAGCAUCUCUACAUGCCCAAAGUGACCAUUAGAGGCGUCAUCGACCCUUCCACACUUGCCAACAAAAAGGAAGAUCUGAAAUUCGUCACUUUGCCAGACGGGGAGGACUAUUCCCCUUACCUGGAUUCCCUGCAUAAAGAAGGCUUACACGGUAACAACGCGGGGAGGUUGAUCAUGAAAGAUCUCCAAGGGACAAUCAUGCUGAUUCCAUACGUUUUUCCUUGCCUGGAAAAGUUUGACUUCAGUCUUGACAUGUUUGACUGUCUCCCACCAGCCAUUUCACAUCACCCUCUCACAGAUUCCGUCAGCCGACUUCUCCGACAUGAAAUUGCCUUCAACAUGUCCUUGAUUAUGAUCAUGCUGACAUCGCUCAGAAGCCUGCGCAAUGUCAACAAUGUCGACAUACGUAUCUUCUGGGGCGACUUUUUCCGACGAAAUCGUAGGUUCGACUACAGCGUCAGCAAGGAAGAUGAGGAUAAGCUAGAGAUUCUGUUUAGCCGGGAACUCAUCAAACACGCCCCGGCAAAGAGCAUCACCAGUUAUGCCAAGCAGCAGGGCAUAUAUGUCAUGGGGGACAAGGUUACAGCAUGA